AUGUCCAUUGUAAAGAUCCAAAACGGCCUGUUCCGUAAAUUGGGAGAGGGGUCGAAAAGAACUCUCAUAUUUAAAAGCCCUUUAUCUUUGGAUAUUAAAUCUACCGACAGAUGGGCUAUCACAGGUCCUCGCAAAACAGAACUCCUGGAAAUACUCGCUUCUAAGCACAUCCCUGAUCCACCUCUGUCAAGAACCUACCCAUUCCUGGCUAACCAAAAUGCAUGGCCUUCACAAGUUACCCAAUUAAUAGAAUUUUCCAAUGCAGAUGUCAAGGCACCUCAUAUCUCUGCUCGAUAUGAGUCCCUUCGUGAAGAGUUAGACGAGACUCUCAAUGAGUCGUUGCUAGCUGCCACUCACUCUAAGGAUCAAGCUAAGGUCGACCAUGUCCUUGAGAAGUUUUCUUUAAAGGGCAUCGAGAACAGAUGGAUUGUUGGUCUCAGUAAUGGGCAGAGUCGCAGAGCACGUCUUGCCAAGGCCUUACUGAGAGAUCCAAAGUUUCUUCUUGUAGAUGAGCCAUUCGUUGGUCUUGACCCAUUCAGUCGGAAACAAGCCUCUGAUAUACUGUCAAAGCUUUCUCCUGAGCCACAUGUCGUGGUUGGUUUGCGGUAUCAAGAUGAAUUUCCUUCUUGGAUCACCCAUGUCGCCAUAACAGAUAGGACUGGGAAUGGAAUAUCCCAUCAGGGUCCUAUCAAAGAUCUGGCACCGUAUCUAGACGAAAUGCGUAGAGACCAUAUUGUUCAAGUAGUGAAGGCAAAGGAUCUUGCUGUGAAGGCAGCUGAAAAAUCUAAAUUAGCUGCGUCAAAUAACCCUGAAGUCAUCAAGCUAGACAGUGUAUCUGUGUCAUAUAAGGGCGAACCUAUUUUCAGUAACUUAACUUGGAAAGUCAAAAAAGGGGAAAAGUGGCACCUAAGAGGCGAUAAUGGUACCGGAAAGAGCACUCUCCUUUCACUGUUGACUGGGGAUCAUCCUCAGUCUUGGAAUCCAAAGAUUUCUCUUUUCGGUGAACCAAGAGGUACAGGCAAGCAGAGCUAUUUCUCUAUCAACGAAAAAUUUGGUCAUGUAUCACCUGAGAUUCAUGCUCUCUUUCCUAUGAAUCUCACUGUUAAAGAAGCUAUCUCAACAGGGUUUGUGGUGGGCUAUUAUAUCCCACUAAAAAAGCUUUCUCAAGAGCAAGAGGAUCGAAUUGAUGAGCUUCUGUCAUUAUUUGAACAUAUUUCUAAAGAUGAGGUUCUUCGUGACUUGUCAGUCAGCAAUCAGAAGAUUGUUAUGUUUUUGCGAGGUCUCGCUAAGAGACCAGAUAUUCUAAUUCUUGACGAAGCUUUCUCGGCAAUGGCUGAAGAAAGUAUUGACAAAUGUAAGCAGUACAUUGAUUUGGAAUAUGAUGGUACGCUUAUAGUUGUCGGCCAUAUCGAGGACGAGGUGCCUUUGUGCCAUAAAUACAUCAGGCUUACAGCUGCAGAGCCAGAGUUUGGCGAGCUAUAG
Sugiyamaella lignohabitans is the source of this 1482-nucleotide messenger RNA. RefSeq lists its product as uncharacterized. NCBI's taxonomy places the organism in Eukaryota, Fungi, Ascomycota, Dipodascomycetes, Dipodascales, Trichomonascaceae. The record is from RefSeq and is a predicted model, not a curated record. Gene Ontology annotation, molecular function: ATP binding; ATP hydrolysis activity. Bases 1 to 1482 code for a protein of 493 amino acids. The transcript has a single exon.